Messenger RNA from Lycium ferocissimum, 1351 nucleotides. RefSeq names its product E3 ubiquitin-protein ligase AIP2. Gene Ontology annotation, biological process: protein ubiquitination. Gene Ontology annotation, molecular function: ubiquitin protein ligase activity. NCBI's taxonomy places the organism in Eukaryota, Viridiplantae, Streptophyta, Magnoliopsida, Solanales, Solanaceae. Gene Ontology annotation, cellular component: cytoplasm. The transcript is spliced from 5 exons. The record is from RefSeq and is a predicted model, not a curated record. Bases 93 to 1073 code for a protein of 326 amino acids.
CCGAAUUAACCAAACCGGUUGAUUUCCCCCUCCACAAGACAACCAGCUGCCACCAACAAUUUACUAUAAAUACAAAAAUCUAUGGCAAUGUAAUGGUCCAAAAGGGAAAGUUUAUUGAAUUAAGCAAACAAUCAAGAAUGGAGGAAGAAUUAAAGAAGAAGCUUGAAGAAUUACAGAAGAAAUUAGGGAAGAAACAAAUGUUUGAGGAAGCUGUAUCCACAAUUAGAUCUCUUCUUCUUCAAUAUUAUCCUUCUGCUUCCCAAUCUCUUCGUAAUUCGUUCUAUACGGUUGUAUGUCGGGUUGCCACCAUUUUAAAGACAAGAUACACAAUGCCUGGAUUUUGGAAUGCUGGACUCGGGCUAUUCAUUGAGGCUGAGCACCUGGUGUCAGGGUCGUCUGAGAAGAAACAUUUGCAGAGUUGCAUUACUCAGGCGCGAGAGCAGUUAGCUGAAGUAGUGAAUGAAUCUCAGAAUACAACAUCAACAGAAAAUGGCUCAAAUAGAAGAUUCCUUUUUGAGGGGCAUCUAACUGUUGACCCUGAGCCUGAGCAGCCUGCUUGGCUCGAGCAGUCUAAUCUUCUCACUGCCGCUGCAGCACUUCUGGCUGGUGAAUCCUCUCAAGGUGAUCCAGCCAAUGUUAACGCUUCGGAAGGUGGUCGCAAUGUACUUGAGGAGCUGGUUGCUAGACUAGAUAAUAUAAUACCAGAGAUGCUGGACGACGGUCCUGCUGCCCCGAGAAGGCCACCUGCCAGUAAACAAGUCGUGGCAAACCUCCCAGUUACUACUGUCACAGAUGAGUUCUUGACAAAGCUUGGUGCAGACGCGGAAUGUGCAAUUUGUAGGGACGUGUUAGUUGUAGAUGACAAGAUGCAAGAGUUGCCCUGCAAGCAUAUGUUUCACCCUCCUUGCCUGAAGCCAUGGCUGGAUGAGCACAACUCUUGUCCAAUUUGUCGGCAUGAGUUGCUCACAGAUGACCAUCACUAUGAGAGCUGGAAGGAGCGAGAAAAGGAGGCGGAGGAAGAAAGAAAAGGGGCUGCUAAUGCAGUUCGUGAGGGUGAAUACAUGUAUGUAUAAUGAAACAGUACUCAAUUGAAUUGAAACUUCUGCUUGUCUGCUUUUGCUGACAAUUUGGGCCCUGGUGGAGGAGAUUAACAAAUUUCUUUUAUAUAUUGGGUGUAUAAAUGUACAAUUUACCCUCUUUGGAUUUACUUGGAAUCCAUCUAUAUAUUCGAUUUUCUGCUGCUUUUGAAUUGCUAGUCUGGCGUGCUUUAACACAUUCAUGAUUCAACAGCAAGCCGCAUGGAUUGUAUACGGAUGAUUUUUCAAUAUAGUGAAAGGACUACGAUGCUGAA